Molecule: messenger RNA, 1073 nt
Organism: Neurospora tetrasperma FGSC 2508
Lineage: Eukaryota; Fungi; Ascomycota; Sordariomycetes; Sordariales; Sordariaceae
Exons: 2
Coding region: 135-386 (83 amino acids)
Cellular component (GO): intracellular membrane-bounded organelle; membrane
Molecular function (GO): heme binding
Source: RefSeq, a predicted model, not a curated record
CUACCCGUCCGUCGUCUACCGCGCUUGCAUAUACGCGACUUGCAUACUCCUCAUCUCAUCUUUCACUUCGUUGUCGCAAAUCCCCAAUCUAUUCCCAAGUUCCUACCCUCACACGACCACGCCAAACCACCAAGAUGUCUCAGACCUUCACGAAGAGCCAGGUGGCCGAGCACAAGGACGAUAAGUCCAUGUACAUCAUCAUUGACGACGGUGUUUAUGAUAUCACCAACUUCCUCGACGACCACCCCGGCGGCGCCAAGAUCCUCAAGCGCAUGGCCGGCAAGGACGCUACCAAAUCCUUCUGGAAGUACCACGGCAAGAGCGUUCUGGAGAAGUACGGCACCAAGCUCAAGGUCGGCACUCUUGCUGAGGCCGCCAAGCUAUAAGCAUGCCUUCAAAGGUUAUUUGUUGUAUGACGGUAGAUUGUCAAAUAGGAAGGGUGUAUGAAGUGGCGAUCCCGUGGUGGUAAACGGGGUAUGGCUCAGAUGGGGGGCUAAGUGGAAGGGGACGGGGCCGAGGACCGAAUGCCAUGGACGAACCGAACCGACAAUGAUGUGGACACAGGAAAGAACAAGAAAGUAGCGCGCGACGACACCUGGGAUCGACAGUACCGAUGAGGGAAGAGUGUGCGGACUGCGGACAAUCGAAGAAAAGGCCAUCACUUGCCCCCAACUCAAACGCCCAUCCUAACCUCGCCUUACCUCCGCUGAGUUGACUCGAUCAGUCUGCCUUUGUCGUGAGCUUGUGGCAUCUGGCCGGUCUAGGCGAAAAGGGUUGUGCUAAGAUGAUAGAUGUUGCUUCGGGCGCGCAACUUUUUUCUUCUCGAAGCCAAAACGGGACAACUAUGUUGGAUACAAGGAAUGACGAGCGCGGUCUUGCGGUGGUGUGAAGAACAUCAUCCAGAAAUCUGUUGACGAGUGGCUUGGGCGCUGCGCAAUCGCAUUUAUAUAUACCCCAGAUCUGUAUAGCGAAUGGAGAUCUUCUUUUAUUUCAACACACCUGGUUAUGACCCUGAAAAGGAUGGGAUGUUGUCUGACGUUGGUUGUUUGAUGUGUGGUGAUGAUGAUGAUGGG